Messenger RNA from Impatiens glandulifera, 932 nucleotides. RefSeq names its product HMG1/2-like protein. Bases 265 to 741 code for a protein of 158 amino acids. The transcript has 8 exons. NCBI's taxonomy places the organism in Eukaryota, Viridiplantae, Streptophyta, Magnoliopsida, Ericales, Balsaminaceae. The record is from RefSeq and is a predicted model, not a curated record.
AAAGAAGAAAGAAGCACAAAAUGGAGAUGAUGGAGGUUGAAGAUGAAGAUGGAAGCACAAGGAUCGCUGACAUGGCGAAGGAUAUUUUUCAAGUCCCGAAUAAGCCUGGAUUUGCCAUUAAUUUUUAUUUUUUAGCAAAUACGCGGACUUCAAUCAACUCUCGUAUACAAUUUUACUUUCCUCCCUUCUUAUCUCCUCACGCUUUAGCUUUCUCCACAUCAAACUCUCUCUCAUCCCUUAUCUCUAUCUCUGCAAGGUUUCGCCAUGAAAGGAGGUAAAUCUAAAGCGGAAACCAAGAAGCCAGACAGCAGGCUCGCCGUGAAGAAAGGAAAAGGCACUGAGAAGGCUAAGCCUAUCGCACGGCCGAAGAAAGGAGCAGCAGCAGCCAAGGAUCCUAACAAGCCUAAGCGUCCUCCCAGCGCUUUCUUCGUCUUCAUGGAGGAUUUCAGGAAGUCGUACAAAGAAAAGCAUCCUAACAACAAAUCUGUAGCAGCUGUCGGUAAAGCUGCUGGAGACAAGUGGAAAUCGUUGACAGAUGCUGAGAAAGCUCCUUAUAUAAGCAAGGCAGAAAAGAGAAAAACUGAUUACAAUAAGACCAUGGAUGCUUACAACAAAAAGCUGGCGGGAGAUACUGCUUCUGCUGCUGCGGAUGAGGAUGAAUCUGAGAAAUCGAAGUCUGAGGUUGAAGAUGACGAAGAUGAUCAGACUGGAGAGGAUGAUGAUGACAGUGAGGACGAUUAAAGAUUAUGAUAAUACCAGCAAGCAGUCCAUCUUGAUAAUUGUCUAAAACAUGUCGUCUUUGUUUGUUCUUAAGUUUACAUUUGUCAUCUUUACUCAUAGUGAUUGUGUUCAUUAUUAUGUUUUCCCUUCCUUUGUUCUCGAAUGAAUGUGAUAGUAUAACUACCUUUGUAAUGAAAAUGUUGUUCAUUGGA